Messenger RNA from Camponotus floridanus (Florida carpenter ant), 2088 nucleotides. RefSeq lists its product as uncharacterized. The record is from RefSeq and is a predicted model, not a curated record. The transcript has a single exon. Gene Ontology annotation, molecular function: aspartic-type endopeptidase activity. Gene Ontology annotation, biological process: proteolysis. Lineage: Eukaryota; Metazoa; Arthropoda; Insecta; Hymenoptera; Formicidae. Bases 1 to 2088 code for a protein of 695 amino acids.
AUGAGUGCCGACCUGAAGGCCUUGUUAGAGGCCCAGACCGACAUCCACGGACGAAUGUCUCGCUCCGUGGAUAACCUCCGGAAGAUGGGCGUCACCAACAUCACCGCCGGUGCCGUCCAGGCUCGCCUCACUAUCCUCGACAACCUCUGGGCGAAAUUCGAGGCUCAACACGAGCUGAUACGAGCGGCGCUUAAAGACAGAUACAUGGAGAGUGAGUACGCCAAAAGUGACUUCAUAGAUACCGCGGAAUGUACGUACGUUUCUCAGCGAAGCACGUUGAGCGACUAUGCUGACAGGCUGAGCGCCGAGUCAGUUGUCGCACACAGAAUCGAGCCGAAGUCGGAGUCUUCUCCUAAAACCGCGUUGCCGCGUAUAAAAUUGCCGCCGUUCUCAGGCGCCUAUGAAGACUGGCCUUCCUUCCGGGACCUCUUCUUAUCUCUCGUCGGAGAGAAUCCGUCGGUAUCGAACAUCGAACGCUUCCAUUACCUUCGCUCCUGCGUGAAGGGAUCUGCGGAGAAAUUGAUCCGGUCAUUAACGGUUGCAAGCGACAACUACGACCGCGCGUGGGCGAUCUUGGCAAAACAUUUUGAGAAUAAAAAGGAGCUCAUGCGCUCAAACUUUGCUACCUUUACCGCCGUCGGGAAAAUGAAGUCCGAGUCCGCCGAAGAGCUAAGCCGUGUCUAUCACGCCGUCACGGCCACCGUCAACGCGCAGGAGAGCAUCGGUAGACCCAUCAAUUCCCAUGGGAUGGAUCUCCUCAAUCACUUGGUAAUCGAACUGUUCGAUCCGCGAACGCGCCUCGAGUGGGAAUCCUCCACCAGUGAUUCUCCCAAUCCACCGAGUCACGAGGCACUCACUGACUUCAUAAGCAAAAGGAUUCUUACCUUGAACGCCGCCAAACCUAAGAUCGCCGUGAAGAGUGCUGGGGAAGCCUCUCGGACCGCAAAGACUCACUUCGCGAAAAACGUGCCCAACGCGUCCAAAUGCGCCGCCUGCAAGGGCAAGCACACGCUCAUGCAGUGCCCCGAGUUUAAGUCGAAGUCCGCGAGCGAAAGGAAGUCCUUCGUUGAGGUCAGCGGACUUUGCUUCAAUUGUCUCGGGAACCACAUGACGGUACGUUGUCAAUCUAUUAAAACGUGCUUCACGUGCAAGUCGCGGCACCACACGCUGUUGCACGACGCGUACACGGCACCAACACCACACGAAGCGAGCACUUUCUCCACGACACGCACUUCAAUCGAUAAAAAAGCGACUCUUCUCGCCACCGCGCGCGUCACUCUCACCGACCGCCUGGGACGACCUCAAGACGUGCGAGCUCUGCUCGACCAGGGAUCCGAAGUGUCUCUCGUCUCAGAGGACUUAGCGCAGCGCCUCCGUCUGGCGCGCACCCGCUCCUCGAUGUCCAUAAUUGGAGUCGGAGGAGCCCACUCAGGAUCCACCCGCGGGAGGGUAACACUAGCGCUCAAGUCAAGCGUGACUGGAGCCCCCCUCACCGUAGCUACCUAUGUCCUUCCACGGCUGUCCUCUUACCAGGGGCCAGCGAUCAAGGGCUCCACCACGUGGCCACACAUACACGGCCUCACUCUGGCGGAUCCUCACUAUCUCCAGCGAGAUCCCAUCCACCUUCUCCUCGGCGCCGAUGCCUUCUCCAGCAUUCUCCUUGACGGUCUUCGUAAAGGUCGCAAGGAUCAACCCAUCGCGCAGAGGACCACGUUCGGGUGGAUAUUGUCGGGAGGCUGCGGAGUCGUGACGUCCCAUGGCUCCCGCAGCUCCUUUCAGUGCACCGUAGACCACGACCUGAACGCUCUAGUGCAGAGGUUCUGGGAGCAAGAACAGGAGCAGCCCGCGUCCGUCGUGCUCACCCCAGCCGAAGAGAGAUGCGAGGAGAUCUUCGCUCACACUCAUGAGCGCCUUGCCGACGGAAGGUACAUGGUCCGUCUUCCGCUGGCCCUCUUCCACCUCUCGAGCACACGCGGAAGUCCGCCGAGCGACUUCUCACGGCAAUGGAGCGACGCCGUUUCAGAGACGCCGGCUUCAACCAGCUCUAUGACAGCUUCAUGGAGGAGUACUCGGACCUGCAACACAUGA